CCGUAGACAGUGGAUUACCCAUUCGUUUUGAGGCACAAGGAAAGCCUAAAGGCUGUAUUGUAGGUAGUUUACAACUGCAGUAAAGGAUACUUCUCACAACACUUAGAGACAAUGUUGUAGGAUCUAUCAUAGGGGGUGUGUUGUAACUGAAGGACUUCAGUUGGCUUUAACACCCGCUGAAUCCAGGAGAGGGCGCCCGAAAAUACGACAGAUCACGUGACCAGCACCGAGUAGCAAGAAGAAACAUGGCCGUCUCCAGUGUGUUCAAAGCGGGGCUGUUCAACCACAAAGUGGCGGUGGUAACGGGAGGAGGCACCGGCAUCGGCAAAGCCAUCUCCAACGAGCUGCUGCAGCUGGGCUGUAACGUGGUGAUCUCCAGUAGGAAGGUGGAGCGGUUGGAGGCUGCAGCUGAGGAGCUGAGGCUGAGGAUACCUCAGUCUAGCCCUGCCUCCGUCACCCCUAUAGCCUGUAACAUACGCAACGAGGAGGAGGUGAAGUCUCUGGUCUUGUCAGUGUUGCAGCAGUAUGGCCGUAUAGACUACCUGGUAAAUAACGGCGGAGGCCAGUUCAGCUGCCCAGCAGAACACACCUCAUCUAAGGGAUGGAAGGCUGUCAUAGACACCAACCUCACUGGAACCUUCCAGUGCUGCAAGGAAGUGUAUGCUGCAUGGAUGAAGGAGAAUGGAGGAGUGAUCGUCAACAUCAUCGCUGAUAUGUGGAAAGGCUUCCCAGGCAUGGCUCAUACCGGAGCAGCGCGGGCCGCUGUAGAUAACUUAACUAAGACUCUGGCCAUCGAAUGGGCCGUGUCUGGAGUCAGAGUCAACGCCAUAGCACCGGGCACCAUCAUCUCCAGGACAGCUGUUGAGAACUAUAAGGAGUUUGGACCAACACUGUUUAAGAUGUCUAUUCCCUUCAGCCCUGCUAAAAGACUGGGGGUCCCAGAGGAGAUCUCUCCAGCAGUGUGUUUCCUCCUGUCUCCUGCCGCCUCCUACAUCUCUGGAGCCACUCUGAGGGUGGACGCUGGACAGAGUCUUUACCACUCUAUGUGGGAAAUACCAGAUCACAGUGCGUGGCCUGCAGCCCCAGAGGGAGAGAAUCUGGACACUCUGAAAGAGCUGCUAAAACCCAAGGCUAAGCUCUAACUAUCGCUACGGAAACAAGGUCCUCGCUACGGAGACCAACCCAGCACCGCGGAGACCAGCCCAUGGCAACGGACGGACAGGUGUAUGAUUGUAGACAGACAGUAGAUGUUUGGAGAACUGUUUUUGAGAACGCUGAUCAGAAUGCUAUCAAUAUAAAUCAAUAUGAAUUCAUGGAAGUGUUGGUGUCGAUAUAGAGGCUGAACUCUGUAUAUCUGUCAGCUCUCUUCCUAUCAGCCUUACCCUGUGUCACCCUGUGUCACCCUGUGUCACCCUGUGUCAGUGAAUCACCCUGUAUCAGUCUGUAUCUCAUGUACUGUACAUAAUUGUAGAUAAUUAAGAUAUUAUUAACAUGGUAAUAGGCCUAUGUGACAUAAUUCUCCUGAUUAUUGGCUGUUAUUAGUGUUUCAAUAAUGUUGAAUAUGAACCAUCAUGUUGUCACUGUCUUAUAAAGAAACAUAACACCCUUUACAAUAAACACCCUUUACAUUGCA
Messenger RNA from Coregonus clupeaformis (lake whitefish), 1633 nucleotides. It is a transcript of the gene pecr, whose product is annotated as peroxisomal trans-2-enoyl-CoA reductase. Gene Ontology annotation, molecular function: trans-2-enoyl-CoA reductase (NADPH) activity. Gene Ontology annotation, biological process: phytol metabolic process. Bases 246 to 1142 code for a protein of 298 amino acids. The transcript is spliced from 8 exons. Gene Ontology annotation, cellular component: peroxisome. The record is from RefSeq and is a predicted model, not a curated record. Lineage: Eukaryota; Metazoa; Chordata; Actinopteri; Salmoniformes; Salmonidae.